Molecule: messenger RNA, 897 nt
Organism: Gossypium arboreum
Lineage: Eukaryota; Viridiplantae; Streptophyta; Magnoliopsida; Malvales; Malvaceae
Exons: 2
Coding region: 1-897 (298 amino acids)
Molecular function (GO): zinc ion binding; nucleic acid binding
Source: RefSeq, a predicted model, not a curated record
AUGAAUUCUCUCGGUGAUUUUGCUGCUUUUGGAAAUUUAUCUGUGGAAGAGACGUGCCCUAAGAAGGUCAAAUUCAGAGACAAAGAGAGGGAUAUACUAGUCGGUGAAUCAUCAAAGAGUGGCUUUGAAAAAGCGAAUGAUAAGGAGAAUAUAGAUAUUUUAGAAUGUGACAUUCAAAAAACUAUUGUGAAUGGAAUGCCUUCCAUCAUAUUUUUUGAUCCAAUCCAUCGGAUCCUUAUUCAAAGCAUGAGCAAUACUGUAAUCUUGAAAAUUCUUGGUCGCAAUAUCGGUUUUUCAGUGUUGCAGAAUAAAAUCUAUUCUAUAUGGAAACCUUCAGCCCCUUUUCAUAUGAUGGACAUUGAGAAUGGCUACUUUUUAGUCAAAUUUCAAAACUAUAUAGACUGUGAAAAGGCUCUCUCGGAAUGCCCGUGGAUAAUUUUUGGCCAAUACUUAACUGUCCAGCAUUGGACAAUGGCUUUUGAUCCUGCUCAGGCGUUUCCAAGUGUUGUGAUGACAUGGAUUAGAUUUCCCGCUCUACCAAGUUAUCUCUACAACCGCAAAAUUAUUACUGAUAUCGAAAAUUUUGUGGGAAAAGUGGUCAAGCUUGACAUGAACACUGAUAGUAGAACAAGAGGAUGUUUUUCCAGAUUAGCGGUGUAUAUUAAUUUAAAUGAACCUCUAGUGUCGCAAAUCUUGAUCAAUGGUCGUGAACAAAGAGUUGAAUAUGAAUCCCUCUCCACAAUCUGCUUUCAUUGUGGAAGGUAUGGACAUGUGGAAAGUAUAUGCAAUUUUAAGGUUGCUGAAGCUUCGAUGAGAGUGAACGGAGACUCACCGGUGGAAGAAUCGAGGUACCAAAAUUUGAACGUUGAAGCUACUGAGAAGAAAGAUGGUAACUAA